AUGGAGAAGCUCCCGGGCGACGUUUUAUCAAAUAUAUUCAUCCGCUUGUUAGCGAAACAGCUUGCUCAAAUGAGACUCGUGUGUAAAACUUGGAAUGCUCUCUUGUCUGAAUCCUCCUUUAUAAAAUCUCACCUCCAUCAUUCAAUCCAUAACAACAAGAAGAACAAGGAUGAUGAGAUUCUUUUGUUCUUUGAGAAGGCGAUUAUUGACUAUUUUUCUAGUACAUGUCCAUUAACAGCACGCUCCUGUGGUUCUCCUCGUCUGGAAGUCAGUAAUUUCAUGAAACUUGAACUCCCAAUUGAUCCCCAACAUGAAAAGAAAAAGCCUAUGAUCAAUGUGUUUGGGUCUGUGAAUGGGUUAAUAUGCUUUUCUUACUUAAAAAAUCAUGGUUAUUUCAUUCGCAUUUGGAAUCCUUCUCUCUCGGCAUCGUUAACUCUCCCGCGUUCUUCUUUGUCGGACCAAACCCAUCACCCGUAUGUGUGGUUUGGUUUUGAUCCGAAAACUGAUGAUUACAAAGUUGUUAAGGUGAGUUCAUCUUUUUUCUUCCUAAAACCCGCCGACAGGGAAACACAACCACAUCCACAAGUUGAAGUGUAUAGCAUGAGAAAGGGUUCCUGGGAGUCAGCAUCCCAAAGGAUUCCUUCCCACAUCAAAAUGUUUUUCUAUCGAGACGAUGUUUGUGUGGAUGGGCGUAUUCAUUGGCUUUGUGUUACUGAUUUGGAGGGGAACCCACGAACAAUAGUGACAUUUGAUUUGGGUGCAAUGACAUUGGGUGAUGAGAUACCUCUUCCUGAUUCUGUAAUAGAUUGCGGUAGGUGGUGCAUGUCUGACUUGGGAGUUUUGGGUGGAAAGCUUUGUGUGAUGUCACGUUGCGUUAAACAUUAUGAAUGUAACGUGUGGGUGAGGGAUGAUCAUACGGAUUCAUGGGUGAAACAUCAUUUGUUUUCCCAGUUUAAUGCUCGUAUAACUCCAUAUGGAUUCACAUCACACAACGAGUUUCUUUUUCAACUUGACCAUUCUCCUCGUUUUGCUUUGUAUGAUCCGGUUGCAGCCAAGACUAAAACCUUCAAGAUUAAGACAAUGACACGACCGCUUGAUAGACUUAAAAUAUUCAACUACGUCGAUAGUCUUGCUUGGAUACCACCUGCAGCCACUCAAUUGUCUUCAGUUUCUUAG
This is a messenger RNA of Lactuca virosa, 1176 nucleotides long. Lineage: Eukaryota; Viridiplantae; Streptophyta; Magnoliopsida; Asterales; Asteraceae. The record is from the annotation of a GenBank genome assembly.